Messenger RNA from Medioppia subpectinata, 385 nucleotides. Lineage: Eukaryota; Metazoa; Arthropoda; Arachnida; Sarcoptiformes; Oppiidae. The record is from the annotation of a GenBank genome assembly.
AUGUCGGACAAGGAAGAGGCCGCCCAACGCACCCCCUCUAGUGGUGGAGGGGGUGGUGGGGGACAGACACAGGUCCGCAAUCAUCGCAACUCAUCCAUGCGUUCAUCCAAUAUCUCAGGGACCGUCUCGUCGGCGACCCAAAGGCCGCCGGACUUCCCAUUAAGAAUCCUAGUGUUGAGCGAUAUGGUGGGUGCGAUAAUCGGUCGGUCCGGGGGCACAAUCAAGCAGAUCACUCAACAGACGCGGGCGCGCGUAGACGUGCACCGCAAAGAAAAUGCCGGCGCUCUCGAGAAAGUGAUCACUAUUUACGGCAAUCCCGACAACUGUUCCGAAGCGUGUCUCAAGAUUCUCGAAGUGAUGCAAACGGAUAGCUAUAUUUAAAAUC